AUGGACGAACAUGUUUACAACAAGCAGCAAAAGGACAAGGCUCGCAAGAGAGGUGCGUCACUAAAAAGUAAAAGUCUUGAAUUGGGCGAGCAUUGCGACAUCUUCACUGCUGUAGCGUACUGGGACCCCACGCACAAGCGAAUGGAGGCGGUCAUGUAUGUUCCGAGUGGCCAGAAAGCCCCGGAUCUCACUAAGAUUUUCGAAGAUUUGGAAUGCGAUGAUUAUAAGCAGACUGUUUGGAAAAAGCGUUCAGGACCCUCGAGACACCAACGGGUCACGAAGAAACAACGCUUGAAUGACAAAUUGCCGAUUGACCAAGGAGCAAGGGAUGGGAAUCAACCAAGAAGAAUUUCAGAAAGACUCAAAGCCAAAGAUUGUACAACAGGCAUAAAUGGGGAAGCUGACCUUAUGCAAGGAGUUCGCAAAGCUGCACUGCAGCAAGAUCACUCUGGAGGCUUGCAAGACUGCGAGUUCGAAGUAGUUGGGCCAGGGGAGGCCAUAAAGUCCCGGAAUGAGGUAAUACAGCCAUUCCAAAUCGACCAUCUAUCCUGGCCCAUGAUCAAUGGAAGCCUUAUGGGACAGAAAGUAGUGGCACACCGCACUGCUGCUUCCACGAGGAGGCUUGUUCAAAAAGUCAUCAAGCUCUUGGAGGGACUUGUUCCGAGGCCCGAGGAGGUUGUUGUUUGA
Molecule: messenger RNA, 687 nt
Organism: Truncatella angustata
Lineage: Eukaryota; Fungi; Ascomycota; Sordariomycetes; Amphisphaeriales; Sporocadaceae
Exons: 3
Coding region: 1-687 (228 amino acids)
Source: RefSeq, a predicted model, not a curated record